AUGGGUCUCUUCAGCGGUGCCGCCCGAAUCCUCUCCUUCCUCGCCCGUCUAGGAGCCUUCAUCUCCUCCGUCAUUGUCCUAGGUAUUCUAGGACGCAUGUUCUGGAGGCUCCACCGCCUCCACAGACACUAUGGCAGAAAGCUCAUCUACGUCAUUUCCCUGGCGACUCUCAGCAUACCCCUGGCUCUCCUCCUGUUGCUGCCGUUCAUGUUCACAUUCUGGGCGUUCCCGCUGGACUUUGCCUUCUUCGUCAUGUGGAUGGUGGCCUUUGCUCUGUUGACAAACGUACGACUGAUCUCUCACUUCCCCAUGGGCUUCUUGGCAGACAGAAAGUGCAUCUGUUUCCUCAUCAACUUCCUUCUUGGCAUGUACAAGACCUUUACCCGCAAAAAGGAGAAACGCCACGGGACCGAGCAAGCCAUGGCGCAGACUGCGGCAUAA
Messenger RNA from Scedosporium apiospermum, 441 nucleotides. RefSeq lists its product as uncharacterized. The record is from RefSeq and is a predicted model, not a curated record. NCBI's taxonomy places the organism in Eukaryota, Fungi, Ascomycota, Sordariomycetes, Microascales, Microascaceae. The transcript is spliced from 3 exons. Bases 1 to 441 code for a protein of 146 amino acids.